Symbiodinium necroappetens is the source of this 1107-nucleotide messenger RNA. The record is from the annotation of a GenBank genome assembly. Lineage: Eukaryota; Dinophyceae; Suessiales; Symbiodiniaceae.
GAACUGGGCCGGAAGGGCACAGGAUUUCUCCGAAAGGAAGAUGUGGCCGAUCUGGUGGACGAGGAGGAGGAGGAGGACGAGCCUGGGUCUCCGGAGGCUGGACGGAGAAAGGUUGGCUUCGAAAAGCCGGCAGAAGAGGCUCAAACAGAACGGGAGGGAAAGCCCGUGGCUCGCAAGGGCACCGGCUUCGUGAAUGUGGGCGAUCUUCCAUCGGAUGACGAGGAAGAUGGUGCGCGAACACAUGUGGUCUUCGAUCCCUCGACGCAGGCCGGCACAGAUGCAGGGCCGGCAGUUCGCAGGGGCACGGGCUUCGUGAGUGCGGCUGACCUACCCUCGGACGAGGAGGAGGAGCCUGACUCCCAAAGGCAUGUGGCCUUCGAUCCCUCAUCGCAGGCUGGCACAGAUGCUGGGCCAGCAGUGCGGCGCGGCACCGGUUUCGUCGGCAUGGCAGAGUUGCCUUCGGAUGAUGAGGAGGACGACGAGCCUGCAGGACACCGCGUGGCCUUUGACCCCGGCACACAGGAGGGCAGCGGCGGGCUUGUGGCUCGCGUGAAAACGGGUGCUGUCACGACGCGCACGGAGGGGCCCGACUCACCGCAGGGCCACGGACGUCUCCAGGUCAACAAGCAGAAGACCAGUCGCUUGGCAUCGGGUGACCUGGCGCAGCUCUCCUCCGACGAAGAGGUAGAUGCGACUGGUGAGCUCGCGCCGGCAGGGCCUGUAGGCAAUCUCGAGGAUGAGAAGCCGGAAAUCCCGGCGACGAGCACGAAGGCCGGCACUGAAGUCGAGCCUACGAUCCUCAACAACAUCGAAGGCGAAGGGCAGAAUGACGAGGUGCAAGGCGAGAAGCCAAUGAGCCAGCCAUCAGAUGCGAAGGCACGGAAUCAGAGAUCCUUUGUUCAUCACAGGACAAGUGUCCACACCUGUGAGAAUAAGCUGCUUCAGCGAAACAGAACUGACCCAGAACUUCAGAAGCUGCACAUAUCUUCCGCGGAUGGUGAGGCGUAUUGGGAACCCCCCCUGACCUGGGGAACCCCACUUCUUGCACUCCUUUGCAAGCUGCCAGACUUUUACUCUCAGCCUACUCGUAGUGCCUCGCUUCGGUAG